Molecule: messenger RNA, 1580 nt
Organism: Geodia barretti
Lineage: Eukaryota; Metazoa; Porifera; Demospongiae; Tetractinellida; Geodiidae
Source: the annotation of a GenBank genome assembly
GACUAUGACAUCACGGCCACCAAGUAUGCACGGAAUGGCUUGCAUCUGGACUGGAGUAGGAUGCUCAUAUCCCAAGCUAUGGAGGAGAGCCAUAGUUGAAGCUGGAAGAUGAAGUUCAUCGAAUCUUGACAAUGGCAUUGGGCACCUUUCACCUUUGACCUCUAUACCAUGAGAGAGACGGCAUUCGACCGCUUUCUCCAGAAGAUCCUGAGAGGAAGGGUGAAUAGCAGGAUUCUUUGGCAUAUAGGAGGAUACAAAAUUGUCCUCUAAACCAGUGGAGGCCCUCUUCUGCUUCUUACGCAACGGAAUAAACUCGGAGGAAGACGCCAUUACGUCACCACGCACCACUUCCUAUGAUGCGCAAUAAUUAGAAAUUCAAACAUUGAACAUUGAGCGGGGUUUAUGCCAGUUGCUUCCUGGGGCAGACCGAAGGACGCGACCAGCACUAUUCUCACUGCGGCUAAGAUGAAAGUGUUCGUGGCACUGCUGCUACUGCUCGUGGGGUCUGCUCACGGCCUCAUAGAAGGCCUCUACUGUGGAACGAGAAACUGUUACGAAGUGCUGGACGUGGAUAGAGGUACCGAAGCGGCUGAAAUCCGCAGAGCUUACAGGAAACUGGCCAUUCAGUAUCACCCUGACAAGAACAAGGCAGGCGGUGCAUGUGAUAGAGAGUAUUGAUAUUGACACUGCAACUGCACUGGUUUACAUGCAGAGUCCAGAUGCUCAUGAGAAGUUUCUUGAAAUCACCACUGCCUACGAUGUGCUGAAGGAUGAGGAGGAGAGAGCUAACUAUGACUACAUGUUGGACAAUCCUGAUGAGGUGUACAGUCAUUACUACCACUACUAUCGAAGGAGAGUGGCUCCCAAGGUUGAUGUUAGGAUCGUCAUUGCUGUCACCAUUACCGUCAUAUCCGUUGUACAGUACAUUGGCUGGAGUCACUCAUACAACGCUGCACUGAGUGCCGCUCUACGGAUGCCCCACUACCGCACCAGAGCCAAAGGCAUUGCCAGAGAGAGAGGUCUCCUGGACCGCAAGAAGAAAGGCGUCUUGAAAGAGGACCUGAAGGCCGAGGAAGAGGCUACACUUCGCAGCAUUCUGGAAGAGAACAUUGAUGUCGUAGGAGGCUACAGUAAACCUCAGGUCUGGGACGUACUGUGGUUCACCAUCGUAUUCAGUCCAUACUGGGGUGUUAUGUACGGGAUAUGGAAAGCAAAGUGGGUGUGGAGAUACAGGGUCAAAGGUCAGGACUACAGUGAGGAGGACAGGGAGUACAUCACUAGGAAGAGGUUGAAACUCUCAGAGAACCACUGGAAGGCCAUGCCGGAGGAGAAACGGAGCGAACUGCUAGAGAGGGAGCUGUGGGUAGAGGCCAACUUCAACCAGUACAAGACAGAGCAGGAAGACGAGAUGAAGACAAAACUGGCCAGCAGUGGCAAGUACAAGAUGUACAGACGCUACAUGAAGAACAACAAAAACAGGAUGACCUUUGAAGACUGAGGAUCACCACUGUAUUUAGGAGCUCCCUUUCUCUCAAUAAUCAUCACCUCCUUCAUCUUACGUCACUCAUUAUCCCCUCUCG